AUGGAUGAAAUCCAAGAUACAUUGAAAGACGGAUUGAAUGCUCAGGGCGUGUAUGUCUAUCAACCUGGAUCCAAACCGGAAAAGGCUCAUGGAGAGCGGCCUUCAAAACGGCGCAAGGUGAAGGCCAAGGACGAAGAUCAAAGAGAUGAGAUAUCACCUUUUGUUCCACUUCUGGAUGGGCAUGAGGCUCUCGAGUCAGUGCAAUUGAGGUAUAACACCUACAAAACUCUAUGGUCUGAACAGGAGAGAAAGAUCCAGGAAAUCUUGGAUGAUGUCGACUCUCAAGUGUUGGAGAACGUUUUGUCUUUUGUCAAGACAACAUCUGAAGUAUACGAUGGCUGCAUUCCUACAGCACUAGUCACUGUUGGCUCCAACGUCUCGUCACUUAGUAGGCUAUUGUCUAGACUCAAUAGCCAUUUGACAAGUCUUGAACAAGGCGGAGUAGUCGUGUUAGAGUCGGGAGAUGCGCCCAAUCUAAAAACGGCACUGAAGAAUAUCAUUCGAGGAGCCAUUACGAAUACUGAAGGAAAUGAAGGAUACCAGGAAUUGUUGACUGACCGGGCUGGUCCCAGGCUAUUGGCAUACGAUCUUGACUUGCUUAGCGACUAUGUCGAAAGAAAAAGAGUUAAGAAAUUGGUUCUUGCACUUCGAGACAGCGAAGCGUUCGACCUGGGCGUACUAACUGAUCUUUUGUCAUUGCUAAGCGCCUGGCUUGACCGCAUACCUUUUACCUUGUUGUUUGGAAUCUCCACGUCUGUUGAAUUAUUCGAAGGUAGGCUUCCCCGGUCAAGCGCCGCUCUACUUCGGGGUGCGCAGUUCGAAAUACACGACGCAGGAGACUGCGUUGAUCGCAUAUAUGAGGCUGUUCAAGGGGAGAAUAAUAGCAAGCUCUGGCUCGGACGUAAUGUCACGCGUGUCUUAUUUGAGAAAUCCAGCGACUCCUUUCAAAGCCCGGAAGCCUUCAGCAGUAUGAUCAAGUAUACGCUCAUGUCGCACUUCUUCGCAAAUCCGUUAUCUGUACUCCUUGCAGACCCUGCAGCCAACUGGCCACAGGACAAGCUCUGCGAGGCAACAAGAAACCUGCCGUCUUUCCGAAGCUUUUGUGAAAAUCUGCUUUAUGAUGGCCAUUCCAAGCAAGUUCGCGCUUUGCUAGAAGACGAUAAAUUCCUCCUCCAACAGACUAGGAAGCACCUCGAAAUCGGUCAACGGAAACUCAAGGCUAUAUUCGAAGCCAUUAGAGUCAUUCGCAUCGGUCUUCGAAACUUGAAGCUCUCCAAAAGAACGAAUGUUGGGGAUUUAUCUGUCGAUGCCCUUUCUGGGGAUCUGUACAAUUCACCUAUCUUAAAAGACCUGCUCAUGGCAGUUAAAGCUCUCGAUGCGAAAAGCCUCGAAGACUUCCUUACUGUUCUGCCAGGGAACCUUCUUGAAGAUCCGGAGUUCGAAGCGAUGCAGGAGGAUUUGAGGACUUUGACGCAGGCAUACCACGGUGCAGAGCCACUUCGCAGUAAAUACGACAGUCUCUAUUCCACGGUAGGAACGACGGUUGUUCGACAACGUGUGAAGCUCUAUACGGGCAAAGUCAGAGUGCCUGAAGAGGUUACGGAAUACACUACGAUCGUCGAGCGCUUAUGCGAUAGAGCAGAUGCGUACUUUGCAGAGACCUUGAUCAAGCCGCAGGAUCUAUUUUUGCACGAAGUCUUCCUAUUUGAUUUAAGGAGUCCCCUCAAAGAUGCAUUUACUCCAAGACCCCGAUUUGCCGUUGAACGGGCAUUAUCCAGCCCGUUUGAUUAUUUGGUCUCUACGUCGCAGGCUGUCAGACUUUCUGCACAACAGCCGACCACAGCCAUUUUAUAUCAGUUAUACCUGGACUCUGGUGCUUUGGUGAAUGUCUAUGAUCUAUGGCAAACAUUCCAUUCUGUUUUUGAGAAUGUCGAAGGAGAUGAUUGCAAUGAGCGCUUGACUAUGACACUAUUCUAUAGGGCGCUGUCAGAACUGAAGACCUUGGGAAUAGUCAAAAGUAGCCGAAAGAAGGCCGAUCACGUCGCCAAAUCGGCAUGGUUAGGCUUAUAA
This is a messenger RNA of Monascus purpureus, 2070 nucleotides long. NCBI's taxonomy places the organism in Eukaryota, Fungi, Ascomycota, Eurotiomycetes, Eurotiales, Aspergillaceae. The record is from the annotation of a GenBank genome assembly.